Messenger RNA from Centruroides sculpturatus (bark scorpion), 682 nucleotides. It is a transcript of the gene RNaseX25, whose product is annotated as ribonuclease Oy-like. The record is from RefSeq and is a predicted model, not a curated record. Gene Ontology annotation, biological process: RNA catabolic process. Gene Ontology annotation, cellular component: extracellular region. NCBI's taxonomy places the organism in Eukaryota, Metazoa, Arthropoda, Arachnida, Scorpiones, Buthidae. Bases 143 to 667 code for a protein of 174 amino acids. Gene Ontology annotation, molecular function: ribonuclease T2 activity; RNA binding. The transcript has 7 exons.
UUUUUAGAAUUAUUUGUUUCGUAAACUUUAAAAUGAUUGGUUACGCUUGUGAUUGAUAUUAUGACGUAGUUAGUGGUUGCUUUCAAUUGCUGUGAUGAUAAACAAUAUGGUUAAUUUAUUAACUGUAUAUUAAUCAAACAAGAUGCACUCUACUCUGUUUAUAAUUUUUCUUUUUAUUUUCGUCAAUAAUUCAUAUGAACAUUCUAUUAAAAAAUCAGAUAAAUGGGAUUAUGUAGUACUUGCUCAACAGUGGCCUCCUGCAGUUUGUCGUAAUGAAGUAGUCAAAAAAUGUGUAAUUCCUGCUAAUGUAACAAGCUGGACUGUUCAUGGCAUUUGGCCAACUGGUAAACAUAGUGAUCCAAGGUUUUGCAAUGAUUCUUUGGGAUUUAAUGUCUCUCAAAUACAGUCUGUUGAAAGUGAACUUCUUGUUGUAUGGCCAAAUUUAUUUCCCAGUACAUCUACUUACUCAUUUUGGGCCCAUGAAUGGAAAAAACAUGGCACCUGUAUCAUUUCCAUACCUCAACUUGAUAAUGAAUUAAAAUAUUUUACAAUGGCAAUUUACCUUCAUAAUAAGUAUAAUUUUAGAAUGUUGUUAGAAAAUGGUGGUAUUCUUCCAGAUGAGAGAAAAUUCUAUGACGUAAGUAGUUUGUUAAAAACAAUAAUUUAAUGAUAUUAAAUUGGC